UAUAAAAGGAGUGGUCACAUGACUAAAGAACAAAACUUCCUGGUUUACUUGUAUAUGCAUGGGCAGAUACCCAGGAAGUGCAUGUGAUACAGACCACACCACUGGAGGAUGCUGGAAAAGUUUGUGCUUCUAGGCCUCUGUGGCUUUGUGUCCUGCUACAUCACCUGUCCCGGUGGACAAAUGAAGUGUAAUGACCAGGCCACGUGCUGCCUCACUGAACAAGGAUAUAGAUGUUGCCCGUACCCAGACGGGGUAUGCUGUGCUGACCUGGCCCAUUGCUGCCCCUCAGGGUACCAGUGUAACCUGAUGACUCAGAUGUGUGAGAGGCGUUGGGAGAGCAGGCCAAUGCUGCGCACUGGGCUGGAGCCCACAGAUGGGGUACCUACCGUGGUGUACUGCGAUAUCUACUACACAUGCCCCAACGGCUACACCUGUUGCAGACAUCCACAUGGUGGAUGGACUUGCUGCCCGUACUCCCCAGCCCGCUGCUGUCUGGAUGGGUACCAUUGCUGUCCAUAUGGUUAUGACUGUGACUACACCUACACCCAUUGCAUCAGACAGGGCGUGCCCUACCCCUUUGGCUCCCCCAACCUGUUGCCAUUACCUGCAGACAAGACUCUCACUGCCCUGAAGCCUGCUCUACAUGGAGUCAUACGCUGUGAUUCGUCCUUUUACUGCUCCAAAGGCUCCUCUUGCUGCAAGGGCCCCACAGGGCAGUGGAGCUGCUGCCCCUACCCACUGGUAGGCACUGCCUAUGCAUGCCAGCUGCUGUACCGAUGGGAUCCACUGUUGUCAGUAUGGCUACACAUGUGACCCAGACUCCCAGGUGUGCAGAAGUGGGCCCCUCACACAAUGAAGAUACCGAGCAUUUUCACUUUUUUUUUUGUAUAUGAUAGAAUCAAUCUAUAACAAAUGAUCCCAAAUGACCAGUAGGGCUAUUAUGAUUAAGACUAUAUAAUGAUUGACUAUAUUGAUUUGAGCUGCAGAGGGCUGAAUAAAUAGAUACAAAAUAACUA
This is a messenger RNA of Boleophthalmus pectinirostris (great blue-spotted mudskipper), 1016 nucleotides long. RefSeq names its product progranulin-like. The record is from RefSeq and is a predicted model, not a curated record. Lineage: Eukaryota; Metazoa; Chordata; Actinopteri; Gobiiformes; Gobiidae. Gene Ontology annotation, cellular component: extracellular region. The transcript has 6 exons. Bases 109 to 813 code for a protein of 234 amino acids.